AUGUCUACCCCUCACUUCUGGUCAACUCCCCUGCGCUACCUGCGCUGGGCCUCCCACGAGAAGCCCGCCAUCCUCUUCUCUCUUAUCAUCGGUACCACCGGCCCUAUCGCCCUGGUCAGCCUGCCCGCCAUUCGCCGUGCGUUCGGUGACGUUGAUCCCAACCCCAUUCCUCUUUCAUACCCUGUCCCAACCGGCCCUCGGGUGAAGCCGCAGGGCUUCGAAGAUGAAUAA
Molecule: messenger RNA, 231 nt
Organism: Penicillium chermesinum
Lineage: Eukaryota; Fungi; Ascomycota; Eurotiomycetes; Eurotiales; Aspergillaceae
Product: NADH:ubiquinone oxidoreductase subunit NDUFA3
Exons: 2
Coding region: 1-231 (76 amino acids)
Source: RefSeq, a predicted model, not a curated record